This is a messenger RNA of Bathycoccus prasinos, 1686 nucleotides long. RefSeq lists its product with no specific name. Gene Ontology annotation, molecular function: hexose transmembrane transporter activity. Gene Ontology annotation, cellular component: membrane. The transcript has a single exon. Bases 1 to 1686 code for a protein of 561 amino acids. Gene Ontology annotation, biological process: monosaccharide transmembrane transport. The record is from RefSeq and is a predicted model, not a curated record. NCBI's taxonomy places the organism in Eukaryota, Viridiplantae, Chlorophyta, Mamiellophyceae, Mamiellales, Bathycoccaceae.
AUGCAAACAGCCGCGGCGACUACAAAGGUGGUUUGGACGUCGGGAUUUGCUACUGGACGGAAACAAAAACCGCGGUUACCACCAAUCCGAUCUUCUUCCUCUUUGUUGCACCCGAGAAGAAGAGUUACAGUUAAAAACAACGAUUUUGAGAACAAUAACAAAUCUUCCUCUUUAUCGUGCAUGGUCGCGACAUCUGCGUUAUUUCGUGGACGAACUAUGCUUUCGCGUGCAAACGUUGGUAAUCACGACUCCGCGUCUGACUCCGCGACUCCUCUUGAAGGAAAAGCUUUAUUCGAUAACGUCUUACCAGCCGUUUUAGUUGCGUGCAUCGGCUCUUUCCUCUUCGGUUUUCAUCUUGGAAUAGUCAAUCCAGCCUUAAAUGCCAUAUCAUCCUCGCUUGAUAUCGCAACGAACGCUCCAUUGAAGAGCGCUAUCGUGAGCAUCAUUUUAGCCUUCGCUGCGGUUGGCUCUUUACUCACUGGUCCCUUAGCAGAUACCCUCGGACGCAGAUCUUCGCUGACAUUUUGCGCCGCACCUCUACUCGUCGGCGCAGCCAUGUGUGCGCAAGCGAACAGUAUUGGCGAAAUGCUCGUAGGUCGCGCAAUUUCAGGACUUGGUGUCGGCAUAGCAAGUAACUUGGUUCCUUUGUACGUCACAGAGAUAUCUCCGGAAAAUUUUCGAGGGACACUCGGUUCGCUUGUUCAGCUCUCGAUUUGCGUUGGGAUACUCGUCGCCGUUUUACUCGGCAUUCCUUACGAUCCGAGUUUCCCAGCUUUGCAAGAAUCCGUUUCCUUUUUGAAAUUUGAUUUCGAAACUUGGUGGAGAUCAAUGUUCUACGUGGCUGGGAUGCCUGCAUUGCUCAUGGGAUUCGCCGGGAAAGUCAUUCCGGAAUCCCCAAAAUGGCUACGCAGCCGAGGUCGGAUUGAGGAGGCUGUGAAGGCUGAAAACCUUCUUUGGGGUGGUAGCGAAAUUAGUUCUACCAGCGAUGGCACGAGUAGAAAUGAUCAAAGUGAAACGCUGCUGAAAUCAGAAAAUGUGACAGCAAAUUGGAUCGAAGCGCUCUUCGAUCCACGAUACCGCAAAGGCGUUUGGACUGGGGCGCUGUUAUUUUUUGCGCAACAGUUUGCGGGCAUCAACGCGGUGAUCUACUUUUCCACUCCUUUGUUCGCCGCGGCAGGAUUAAGAAACGCGGUGCUGGGAUCUGUUGCAGUAUCUGCGGUUAAUAUUUGUGGCACAUUAGUGAGCACGAAGGUUCUGGACAAAUCUGGGAGAAAACCGUUAUUGAAGAAGUCUUUUCUUGGGAUGGGCUCGUGCUGCAUUUUUCUUUCUCUCGCAGCUUUGAAUCCAACAUUGACGAUAUCCUCUUACGUAUCUUUGUUUGGAACUUUACUCUACAUCUUCGCCUUUGGAGUUGGCGUAGGCCCGAUUCCCGGACUUCUCGCCGGCGAGUUGAAUUCGGAAAGGGUCCGAGGGAAAGCGAUGUCCUUUGCGUUUCUGUCGCACUGGUGCUUCAACUUCUGCAUCGGGCAAGGCUUCCUACCGGUAGUUGAAAAAGUUGGGAUUUCUUUAGUAUGGUCCUUCUUUGCUGCUGUGUGUUUCAUUUCUUCCGCGUUAACGCACAAGUACAUCAUCGAGACGAAAGGUAAAAGUUUCUCCGAAAUUGACAAAGAAAUGAGAGUAUUUUGA